This is a messenger RNA of Adineta ricciae, 966 nucleotides long. The record is from the annotation of a GenBank genome assembly. Lineage: Eukaryota; Metazoa; Rotifera; Eurotatoria; Adinetida; Adinetidae.
AUGUCAAACGAAAGAAAUAACUCUUCUCAAUAUCAAUCAUUCUCAUCUGAUUAUAUUCUUUUCCCAUAUGCUGUUCGAUUUUGGAUUAUCCUACCGUUCUAUAUUCUUUCAAUGACUUGUUCUCUCUUUGUUUUCUAUUGUUUAAUCGCUCGUCGAUCAUUCCGUCAAGCAGUUCAUAAUCAUAUCAUUGUAUCUCUUCUCUUUGUAAAUAUUCUUAUUCAAUUGACCCAUAUAUCAUCAGUGCUCAAUUAUUAUCGUCUUGGGCAUGUUUGGCCGGCGUCAACUUACUUCUGUAUGGUUUGGGUGAUAGCUGAUGAAGGUCUGCGCAUCACGACGACACAUCUUUUUGCUUGGGCUACCGUGGAACGACACAUUCUUGUCUUUCACGAUCGAUUAAUAUCAACAAAAAGGAGAUUGUUCCGAUUUCAUUAUUUACCUAUACUUAUCAUCCUCCUCUACUGUUUCUCUUACUGUAUCGUUGUAAUCAUAUUUCCACCGUGCGAAAAUACUUACGAUUUUACUCAAAUUGUAUGCGGCUCACCGCUUUGUUAUUAUGACAGAUAUUCAUUGGCUUUGUGGGAUGCUGUUUUUAAUGAUAUUAUUCCGACAUCGACGAUUUUAUUCUUCAGUAUUGCUCUUCUUAUGCGCUUUCUACAUAAGAAAAGUCGAAUGUGUCAACGGAUGCAAUGGCGACAUUAUCGUAAGAUGACAAUUCAGUUAUUAUCUAUAGCAAUGUUGUUUCUCGUUAUCUACAUUCCUCAUGUUCUCAUACAAUUGGUUGAGUUUUGUGGUGUUGUUGACAUGAUCAGCAAAACCUUACUGAUUUAUGCCGAGUUUUCUGUCUACUAUGGAAAUCUUCUUUUACCAUUCGCGUGUCUGAAUUCAGUGCCUGGAUUGAAGACAAAGUUGAAGAAGACAUUUUUAUGUUCGCCACAGCAGAAUCCAACUGUGCGACCUCACACUUAA